CUUUAGAGUCCAAACUUUACCCACAGCACCUCUAAUCCCCCAAUUAGGAGUACACAUUUUACGAACCUCGAACAACCACUGGCCGACGACUAAGUAGAAGUAGUAUCCUGAAACAGAAGUAAUCAGUGCAUCCACCACCACCACACCCAGCCAGCUUCUCCGGCCACCGUGCAUCCCGCAAACUUGGCCUGACAGAAUCUCGUGCUCUUCUCCGGCGGUGCCGGACGCGUGAUGGGGUUCUCUCUGUACCCCAUGAAGACAUCCACGCGCAUGCUGUGGAGCACCAGCUUCUUCCGCCACAAGUUCCCGGCCGCCGCCGCCUCCUCCUUCUAAUCAAGCUAGUUCAGGCCCGCAGGUCGCCUCCGCGUUUCAGAAGGAGGUGGAGGAGCGCGUGGUGCGCACACGUAUAUAUAAUCAAAGUGUUCUUGAAAGGGUUGUCCAUGGAAUCCGGCCGCCUCAUUUUCAGCUCCGCCGCGCCAUGCCGCGCUGCCGGCGCCGGAGGCGGGCAGAUGAUGCUCUUUGGGGGGAGUGGGAGCUUCCUUGGAGGCUCGCCGGUGGUGGCCAGCGUGGAGGAUGGGCGGCGGAAGCGGCCGUUCCUGACGACGCUUGACGAGGAGCUCCAGCUGGACGACGAGAUGUACGGGUACUACGGACUGGACGAUCACGCGCCGGAGAGGAAGCGGCGGCUGACCGCUGAGCAGGUGGUGGCGCUGGAGCAGAGCUUCGAGGAGGAGAAGCGGAAGCUCGAGCCGGAGCGGAAAAGCGAGCUGGCGCGGCGGCUGGGGAUGGCGCCGCGCCAGGUGGCCGUGUGGUUCCAGAACCGCCGCGCUCGCUGGAAGGCAAAGCAGCUCGAACACGACUUCCAUGCCCUCAGAGCCGCCCACGACGAGCUCCUCGCCGGACGCGACGCGCUCAUGGCAGACAACCACCGCCUCCGUUCUCAGGUGACCUCGCUGACCGAGAAACUGGAGGAGCGAACCGCCGCGUCAGUCACGGAACAUGCCGGUGAAGCAGAAGCAACGCUAGCUGUUCAGCUGAAAGAAGACUACGCCGCCUGUGCCGAGACAAAAUCCUGCAACGGCGCGGCGGCGGCGGCACUGGCCGGUUUUGCCGGGAGUGCCAACGACAGCCCGGAGUCCUACUCCUACUUCGCCGACGCGCGCUCGCCUCCGUCGUCCUCGGACGACGACUGUGCCGGAGCGGUCAGCGGCGAGCUGGGCGGCUGCGCCUUCUACCUCCCGGACGCCAUGCUCGACGUCGUCGCCCUGGAGCGCGAGAGCGUUGAAAGGGAGGAGGACGAGGACGCGCAGCUCAAUAACUGGGCGUGGUUCUGGAGCUGAUCGAUCAGGAAAUUAGCAUACCUCUCAUCUUUUGUUUUGGAAUAAAAAAUCAGCAUACCCGUGCGCUGAGCCGCUGACGACAUGUCAAAUGUUUAUUCCAUUGGCAAAAGUGUUACACUCUCCUAUCCAUAAUAACUGUCCAAGGCUUAGUUUAGAUCAGAGGAAGUAUAUAUUUGCUAGGACUGUUAAUUGUUUGUACGAUUAGCAGCGGAUUUAUAGUGAAUUAAUUGUACUAUGAUACUACGGGCUUACUUAAUCA
Lolium perenne is the source of this 1599-nucleotide messenger RNA. RefSeq names its product homeobox-leucine zipper protein HOX16. Gene Ontology annotation, molecular function: DNA-binding transcription factor activity, RNA polymerase II-specific; sequence-specific DNA binding. Gene Ontology annotation, biological process: positive regulation of DNA-templated transcription. The record is from RefSeq and is a predicted model, not a curated record. Lineage: Eukaryota; Viridiplantae; Streptophyta; Magnoliopsida; Poales; Poaceae. Gene Ontology annotation, cellular component: nucleus.